Messenger RNA from Dentiscutata erythropus, 288 nucleotides. The record is from the annotation of a GenBank genome assembly. Lineage: Eukaryota; Fungi; Glomeromycota; Glomeromycetes; Diversisporales; Gigasporaceae.
CUGGAUAUAAUAAAAUUUGUAUAUUCGAUCCUGAAACCAAAAAAUAUUUGGGUGCUUCGCAUAGAAAAUGUCACAGGAAAAAAUUAAUUAUUCAAGAAAUAGCAAAAGUAACGGAUGAAAAAAUAGUGCCGAUAGCAAAUAAUUCAGAACAAUAUAUUAUUUUCUCAGUUGGUCAACUUCAAUUUAUUGAUAGUUUAAAAUUUUCAUUACCUGGUUUAGCUAAGAUGACAGAAAACUUACAUGAUGAAAAGAAGGGCCAAACUAAAACACCAGAACAAUUAGCAAAAU